Molecule: messenger RNA, 1453 nt
Organism: Ricinus communis (castor bean)
Lineage: Eukaryota; Viridiplantae; Streptophyta; Magnoliopsida; Malpighiales; Euphorbiaceae
Product: pentatricopeptide repeat-containing protein At4g18975, chloroplastic
Exons: 6
Coding region: 359-1081 (240 amino acids)
Source: RefSeq, a predicted model, not a curated record
CCCAGGAUGCAAGGUUUUAAAAGUAUCCGUUUUCUUUUUUUAUUUAAAGAAAAACCUGAGUCAUAAAGAUUAAGAACUAACCUUCUUGUUGUGCCCUUACGCACUAAGCUAUAUAGAGAUAUUCAGCAUUUUUAAAGAAUCAAUUUGAAGCUGCUGUAUCAGCUCCAAUUAUUCCUGUGCCAAACUUGAUGGAUUACUUUUCCUGAAUGACUGAAUAUGGCUUCAGCUGGCCUGAUGUUAAUUCCUAUGCAAGAAAAAUGGAGUGAGAAGAAUACGCUAAAGAACACACUUAUCCAGUAAAUGAACAGUCAAGCAGCCAGAAUAGGCACUUCUUUUGAUUUUGGAGCAGCUGAAUAGUAUGAUUAGAAGGAAUUCAGCAGGAAAAGGAGAUCAAGAUGAUUACAAAACUACAUGUCACAAUUCAAACCAGAGUGGUGGAGGAGUGCAGAAAAACCAGAUUGGGAAGAAUGUUUCGAGGAAGGAGAAGAUUGACUUUCUUUUGAAAACGCUUCUUGAUCUCAAGGAUAGUAAAGAAGCUGUCUAUGGUGCCCUUGAUGCCUGGGUCGCAUGGGAGCACAAUUUUCCUAUUGCAUCGCUUAAAAGGGUCUUGAUUUUACUUGAAAAGGAGCAGCAGUGGCACAGAGUUGUCCAGGUAAUCAAAUGGAUAAUUAGCAAAGGGCAAGGAAAUACAAUGGGAACAUAUGGACAGUUAAUAAGAGCUCUAGAUAUGGACCAUAGAGCAAAUGAGGCUCACAUGUUUUGGUUGAAGAAAAUUGGACUUGAUCUUCACUCAGUGCCAUGGCAGUUAUGCCAUCGUAUGAUAUCUGUAUACUAUAGAAACAACAUGCUAGAGAGCCUUGUAAAGCUUUCCAAGGGCCUGGAAGCUUUUGAUCAUAAACCUCCUGACAAAUCAAUCGUGCAGAAAGUGGCAGAUGCAUAUGAGAUGUUAGGUAUGCUUGAAGAGAAAGAACGUGUACUCCAAAAGUACAAAGAUCUUUUCAAGGAGACAGAGAAAGGACGUCCCAAGAAAUCUAGAAGCACCUUAGCCAAGAAAAAGUCAGGGGAUACGAGAAAUGCAUAAAAUUCAGAUGCCAAUGCUGAUGACUAGCAGUCAAAGUUCAUCAUCAGAUGUAAAUUCCCUUUAGUCUAUUUGCAACAUACAAAAGGGUAAUAUUUCAUAGAAGAGCAUCUUUUCCGCUCGCUUCUACCAUUUUCAAGGCUUUUAAAAUUCCGAGCAGUUCUAGCGUGGUCUAGUCACUACUGCUUAAUGCAAUGGGAGACGGAUGUAGCCGGCAAAGAUAUAUAGAUUGAAAGUAUUUUAGUGGUAGUGUCUCACUAUGCUUUCAUUGGUGGAAGACUAAUUUUUCAGGUGGAACAUCCAGCAGGAGGCUGGUAUAGUGCUGUUUGAUAUCUUGGCACAUGGUGCAAAUAUGCAGUUAUUACAAAAUACUAA